This is a messenger RNA of Rangifer tarandus platyrhynchus (Svalbard reindeer), 408 nucleotides long. The record is from the annotation of a GenBank genome assembly. Lineage: Eukaryota; Metazoa; Chordata; Mammalia; Artiodactyla; Cervidae.
AUGAACCUGCUGUUUUCCUGGCAGCUGAUGCUUCUCCUUUGUGCCACCUCCUUCAUGGAGACAUUAGAAAAGGUGGUGCCCAUGGAGAAUCCUAGAACCACAGGCUCGCAGCUCGGACCCGCGACGCUCCGGGCGCCCUGGGAGCAGAGCCCGCGGUGCGCGGCGGAGAAGCCCGCAGCAGCCGGGCCUCGGCCUCGGGGGGCCGCGCUGUGCCCUCCUGAGAGCUCCGCGGGCCCCCAGCUGCCGGGCCCGUGCGCCCCCCGCAGCCGCCUGAUCCCGGCCCCGAGGGGCGCGGUGCUGGUGCAGCGGGAGAAGGACGUGUCCGCCUACAACUGGAACUCCUUCGGCCUGCGCUACGGCAGGCGGCAGGCGGCGCUGCCCGGGGUCCGCGGCCUCGCGCGGGGCUGA